CCGCCGAGCGGCCGCUGCUUCUCUUUUGGAUUGUGGCUCCCGGCGUGACUCGCACUCGCAGCUGUCUACGCCCCUCCUCCUCCAGCUCCUCCCUAGUGCCACAGAGCCCGAGCCCAAGCAGCCACCGCAGCCACAGCCGCGGGCACUAUGGCUUCUGGAGUUACAGUGAAUGAUGAAGUCAUCAAAGUUUUUAAUGAUAUGAAAGUAAGGAAAUCUUCUACACAAGAGGAGAUCAAAAAAAGAAAGAAAGCAGUCCUCUUCUGUUUAAGCGAUGACAAAAGACAAAUAAUUGUAGAGGAAGCAAAGCAGAUCUUGGUGGGUGACAUUGGUGAUACUGUAGAGGACCCGUACACAUCUUUUGUGAAGUUGCUACCUCUGAAUGAUUGCCGAUAUGCUUUGUACGAUGCCACAUACGAAACAAAAGAGUCUAAGAAAGAAGACCUAGUAUUUAUAUUCUGGGCUCCUGAAAGUGCACCUUUAAAAAGCAAGAUGAUAUAUGCUAGCUCUAAAGAUGCCAUUAAAAAGAAGUUUACAGGUAUCAAACAUGAGUGGCAAGUAAAUGGCUUGGAUGAUAUUAAGGACCGCUCCACACUCGGAGAGAAAUUGGGAGGCAAUGUAGUAGUUUCACUUGAAGGAAAACCCUUAUAAAAUGACAGCCAAGUGCCAUCUAGAUCUUAAGGAGUUUCCAUUUCUCCAACUCAGUCAAUUGGAAUAGUUUUAGGAUUCUUUUUUUUCCCCUCCCUUCCCCACUGGGCCCUUUGAACACAUGAAUGAAGGAGAUAGCAUUCAUUAAGCAACCUGUCAGUGAUUGCCAUUAGAUUGUUAAUACUGUUAGUUUUAAGUAGAACCCAAGGAAUGCCUUUCUGUCAUACUUCAGCCAAAACAACUGGUUCUAUACCUCCCCUGCAGCCAGCACUACAAAGAAUGUGAUUGUCAAUGUGAAUAGCUUAGAAUACUGCAAAGAGUAAGCUAAUUGAAUGCCUUGAAAGUAUUAUCUACUGGUCAGACAGUAAACCUUAUUCAGUAUUAUUUAUGGUUGCACUUGGUUGCAAUUCUGUGAGACUUAAGCAUUCAUACACCUCACCUGCCUUGGCAAGCCUAUUUUUGCGGAUUGGCAGCACAGAUACAACACUAUGCAUUGAAAGCACUUUUUUUGUAAUGAGUUUAACCCACCAUACCCAAAAAGGAAUGCCAAUUAAGUUGCAUAAACUGUGUCAUCAGCAUAUCCUAGUACCUCAGUGUUCAUUCUUGUUAACCUGCAUACCUUCGUGAGAGAAAUAACUGUUAUUAAUGCCUUUUUGUUUUUCAUAGAGUGUACACUACUGAAUACAUGUAGGAGUUUUAUGUUUACCAUGUGAGUCUUGCAACACUAAAGAUAUUUUGAAUACCAGUCAUGAUGGCAAUUUCUGUAUAAAAGAGCCUUAAACGGAACAUUGUUUUUGAAAUCAAUCCCCCCACCCUCACAAAAAUCGCCACGUUGCAAUAAAAAUUGUGGCAUAUUA
Chrysochloris asiatica (Cape golden mole) is the source of this 1502-nucleotide messenger RNA. RefSeq names its product cofilin 2 (muscle) (gene CFL2). The record is from RefSeq and is a predicted model, not a curated record. NCBI's taxonomy places the organism in Eukaryota, Metazoa, Chordata, Mammalia, Afrosoricida, Chrysochloridae. Bases 148 to 648 code for a protein of 166 amino acids. Gene Ontology annotation, biological process: cell motility; actin filament fragmentation; actin filament severing. The transcript is spliced from 4 exons. Gene Ontology annotation, molecular function: actin filament binding. Gene Ontology annotation, cellular component: actin cytoskeleton; actin cortical patch; cytoplasm.